CUCCCUUUUUGCAUGAGUGCUGACACUGCGACUGGCAGAAAGCAGAUGUGCGAUCGAUGUUCCACAGCUCUUUUAUUAUCUGAUCUGCAUCAAGUCCAGCAAGCCCACAUUUCUGCCAGGAUAAAAUUUGCUGAAUUGUGAACCCGCUGACGAAACGCAACCCCCGCUGUUUUGUUUCAGUUGUUGUGGAGGCGGGUGUCUUUGAAAGCACAGAGCAGUGCUGAGAGGUCCGUGCACAAGAUUUCUGGAACUCAGCUGAGUUGAUCUACUCAGCUUUAGAAUUUUGCACCAGCAAAUCGCGAACUCAAUCUGCAAUGGCGACGUCCGGAUCCGGAACGUAUGAGCCGAUCCAAACAUACCAGGAGUACCAGGACACCGACCGUGGUGCUUCCUCGCAGGCUAGUAGUAGUGGAGGCGGACCUUCCGCGUCCGCCCCACCAGCUCGUCCCAACGCAGUGCUGGAGGUUGCCAUUCCCGGCGAAAAUGAGGCUGGCAAGAUUGCUGAGUACAUGAGGGUGGUGGGAAAGGAGAUAUUCGUGGAGGCCGAUGGUGUGCGUAGCUUGCCGCAAGUCUAUGAAAUCGCGGUGACGGUCUACGACCAGGUCAAGGCUUGGACGUACAUCAUACUGACCACUCUAUUUGCCGUGCUCAUGGCGAUCAUUUGGGGUUUGAUGCUGGCUUUCAUCAGCUUCUUUAUGAUCUGGUGGGUCAAUCCUGCCAUUCGCAUCUUCUACAUCAUGGUUCGCUCUUUUGCCAAGCUCUGGUCCACUUCAGUCCAGGCGUUCUUUGACCCUCUCUACUACUCGUUCGCACUCAUCUUCUCGCGAGCAAAGGUUGGCGUUUCAAUGCGAAAGGGAGCAGUUCAAGAAGUGUAGAGUUGCUGAGUGCGAGUCGCCACCGCUAAAGACCGUGAGGGGAUAGGAUAUGCCGUACCCCUUGCUGGCAAGGGGUAUCAGCGGCAGUCAAAUUCACGUGCAUCGAUUUACUGCUCUCUUAUUUUACAAAAAUGGACAUUACAGUAAACGACUAUUGAACGAAAUUACAAAUUUACCAUAUUUUCUACAUACCACAGAGGCGGAAGGCUGUGUAGCUGUCACUCACCAUAUAUUUUAUGUUUUUAAAUCAUCUACCCCCCCCCCCCCCCCCCCGGCCAUUUACUUUUUGAUAACUCCCUAGAAUAUGGUUAUAUUUUAAAUGCUCUUUUCUUGGAAUUUGUCCCAUUGUAUUGUUUGUGCAAUCAUGCAGAGUUGUGCAAGCACGUGCGAUGACUGCACGUGGAUGCACACAGACUGAGCAACUUGACUCGUGCACGGGUGUUUUCAA
Messenger RNA from Sycon ciliatum, 1323 nucleotides. RefSeq names its product caveolin-1-like. NCBI's taxonomy places the organism in Eukaryota, Metazoa, Porifera, Calcarea, Leucosolenida, Sycettidae. The transcript has 2 exons. Bases 315 to 875 code for a protein of 186 amino acids. Gene Ontology annotation, biological process: caveola assembly. Gene Ontology annotation, cellular component: caveola; plasma membrane. Gene Ontology annotation, molecular function: molecular adaptor activity. The record is from RefSeq and is a predicted model, not a curated record.